AUGGCUACAAAGAUAUUGGUAGUUGGCCCUGUCAAUGGACAGUUCGAGAAAGCAUUUUCGAAGAUCUCUAAAUUACAUGCAAAGACCGACUUCGCCUUUGCGCUUGUCGCUGGUAAUUUGUUCGGGCCAGGUGGUGAGGAAGGUCAGCUACAAGCACUCCUUUCUGGUAGUUUAUCUAUACCCUUACCUACCUAUUUCACCAUUGGUGAUACAGCUCUACCACAAACAGUACAAGAAAGACUCGAAGCCAAUGGGGAAGUCUGCAGCAAUCUGUUGUAUCUUGGACGGAAAGGAACUCUCACGACUACCGAAGGCGUUAAGAUCAUCUUCUUAGGAGGCAAGCAGGUCCAGAACGAAGAUAAUUUAACUCAGUCGAUUGGGAAGUACGACCCUCUCUUUUUGGAGAAUGAAGCACGAGCCUUGCAAGGUGCCCAUUCUGCUCAUAUUCUGCUGACGAACCAGUGGUGUGCGAGAAUUGAAAAUGGCUCUAACAUACCACUUCCCGAAGAUGUCCAGAUAACUCAAUCAUCAAUAGCGGUGGCGAACCUUUGCGCAACGUUGAAACCUCGAUAUCAAUUUUGUCCUUCUACGAGCACAAGCUGGAAACGCGAGCCAUUUGUUUGGCCUAUGGACUACUCCGAGAACGCAGAGACACAAGUCACGCGCUUCGAGGCUCUCGGCGACAUCUCACAAAAAGCAUCAGACUGGAUAUCAGCGUUCACGCUUGACAUUUCGAAACCUGCCACAUCAGAAGGUGCUCAGCGUGCCGCUCCAUUCACACUUGUUUCACCACGAGGGAAGCGUAAGCGCAAUGCGCUUGAGGCAGACCCUUACCCAGGCCGACGGUUCGACACGACUGGCAACAAUCACCAUGGACGCAAGAACAAAAAGCACAAGCAGAGUUACGACCCCAACAACUGCUUUAUGUGUCUUGGUAAACCACAGUUUGCCGCAGAGAUGGUCGUCUCGAUCGCUGACGAAUCCUUCAUUACCUCUUUACGAGGCACCUUGCCAACCCAAAGCACGUUCCCGCAACUCAAGUCCUCUGGUAACCUCAUGAUUAUUCCCAUGUAUCAUGCCGCAGACGAGACCUCGCAUGGAAAGCGAGCACGUUCAGAAAUGGAAUCGGAAUUUCGGGAAAUGACACGAUAUCGGCAUGCACUUCAACAUAUGCUUCAGGCACGAGGUAACAGUCAACUGGGCGCUGUUUGCUGGGAAGUCAACCGUACGGGUAUUCGGCAUUUUCACUGGCAGUGGAUUGCAUGUCCUCAAGACAUGGUCGGCAAAGGUCUUGUGGAGGCUGCCUUCAAGAUCGCAGCAGAGAAGAAUGACCACGAGAAGUUCCACAUCUGUGACCCGGAUCAGCUGCUACUGGAUCGUGGGAGUGACUAUUUCCGAGUCUGGAUCUGGUCAUCACAAGCAUCAUUGUUAGCCAACGGCAAUAAGGCGAGCAAUGGUAAUGCUAACGGCAACAAAGAUGUACCAAUAACAUCUUCACUUGUCGAACAGGCAGAUGCCAUUGCUGCGGGCGUUGAUGAGAGGUCAGUCGUACCGCCAGGCACAAGUGAGACCUCUAUGUAUUUCGAAUUGCCCUCCGAUCAGCGAUUCAACGUUCAGUUCGGCCGCACAGUCAUGUCUGGUUUGCUGAAGCUUGAGAAUCGUGCUGACUGGAGAUCUGUACCACUUGAGGACGGAGAUGAGGGAAGGGACGCGGAGGCCUGGAAGGAGGACCUUGGAGAGUUCGACUUCGCUAUGGCAUGA
Molecule: messenger RNA, 1761 nt
Organism: Lithohypha guttulata
Lineage: Eukaryota; Fungi; Ascomycota; Eurotiomycetes; Chaetothyriales; Trichomeriaceae
Exons: 1
Coding region: 1-1761 (586 amino acids)
Biological process (GO): mRNA splicing, via spliceosome
Cellular component (GO): post-mRNA release spliceosomal complex
Molecular function (GO): RNA lariat debranching enzyme activator activity
Source: RefSeq, a predicted model, not a curated record